CUGUUUUUAUUCAUCAAUCCCGGUCGAAACCUACCUCCUUCCCACCAUUCAAUGUAUGAAAUGCUGUCGUUUUGGACAUAUGACUGGAAAACCCAUAUUAUUAUACCCAUUUUAAAGCCUGGAAAAGACCCCUCUUCAGCAUUAAAUUACCGCCCUAUUGCUAUCUCAUCAACCUUAUCUAAAGUCAUGGAACAUCUCGUAAAGAAUCGACUGGAGUGGAUAUUAGAAAAUAGGGGCAUUCUGUCAAGGACUCAAUUUGGUUUUAGAAAAGGUUUUAGCACAAUGGAUAGCCUUAGUAUCUUAGUAUCAGACAUAAGACUUGCUUUUUCCAAAAAUUAG
This is a messenger RNA of Parnassius mnemosyne (clouded apollo), 339 nucleotides long. The record is from the annotation of a GenBank genome assembly. Lineage: Eukaryota; Metazoa; Arthropoda; Insecta; Lepidoptera; Papilionidae.